AUGACAUCUAGUAAUAUUCAACAAUAAAAGGAGUUGAAGGUCUUUAACAAUUAGUUUGUUGUACUGAAGAAAUUAAGUUCAGGAUCUUUUGGGGUUGUUUUUUAAGGAGAAGAUAAAAAAACUGGAGAAUAAAUAGCAUUAAAGAUAGAGAAAGAGGAGAGUGAUGAAGCUAAGUCUUUGGAUAGAGAAGUAUAUAAAUUUUAGAAUCUAUAGCUUAGUCAUAAAUAUUAUAGAGGUUGUAGGGUAUAAAAGGAAUUCCAAAAUUAUAUUGGUCAGGUUCAGAAGGACCUUAUAAUAUUAUGGUAAUAUAAUUGUUAGGAAGAGAUUUGGCAUAUUAUGCAAAACAUUUAAAAAGAUUUCAAUUAAAAACAUUGAUUAUGUUAGCUGAGCAAAUGAUAACAAUUUUGGAGUAGUGCCAUAUAAAGUAAAUAAAUCUAAAAUAAUAUUAGAUCUAUAAUUCAUAGAGACAUGAAACCAGAAAAUGUGCUUGUAGGUCGUGAAAAUAAUGAAAUAUAUUUAGUUGACUUUGGAAUUUCAAAAGUUUAUAAAGAUGCAAAUGGAAAUCAUGUGUAUAUAUAUAUUUUAACAAAAUAAUAGACCAUUUAGAGAUGGAAAGCCUUUUAUAGGAACAACGAGAUAUGCUUCUAUUAGUGCACAUAAAGGUUUUGAAUUAGGAAGAGGAGAUGAUCUUGAGUCUUUAGGAUAUAUGCUGGUAUUUUUAUAUAAAGGUUCGUUACCUUGGUAAAAUUUAUAGAAUGUAAGUGAUAAAGAGAAAACUAAAGUAGUUGGCAAAAUGAAAAUGUAAAUAUUAAUUGAAGAACUAUGUAAAGACAUGCCUAAUGAAUUUUCAAAGUACUUUGAAUAUGUUAAGAAAUUGCAAUUUAAAUAAACUCCUGAUUAUGAGUAUUUAAAAUAAUUGAUGAAGAAAUGCGCAAGUGAUAAUAAAAUAGAAUUUGAUUAUAAAUUUGAAUGGGCAUUAUUGGAAAGGAGAACUUCUGAUGUAAAUUAUUUAUCUAAAUAUUGUAAAGUAGUAAUCAUAGCACAAUUCAUAGAGAAAUAUUAAAAAGGAUUCAACUCAUAAUAAUAAUAAUAAUAAUGAUUAAAAUAAAAAAUAAACAAAAAAUAAUAUCAAUUCAUAAAGUAAAUUAAAACCAGAAAUUGAUAGUGAGAAAAUUUCUAAAUCAAAAAGUCCUGCAAAAUAAACAAAAAGAUAAUCUUUGAUACCAGAAAUGCAAUCAUAAAAUUAAUCACAAUCCAGUCAAUUUGAUUUUCUUCGUCCUCCAGAUCCAUAUGCAAAAGCUAGGGCUAUAAUAUAAAGAAGUUAAGAGAGACACAAAUCUGUCUCAUCAUUAGCACCAUCAUAAUAUAGCUAAGUGAAUACAAUCUAAUCAAGCAUUGCAGGAAAUUAUUAAGCAAGCCAUAUGGAUAUGUUUGCUAAUGAUACUCAAUAAUAACAAUAAUAAGAAUAGUAAACUGAAAAGAAAUAAGAUCUUAUUCAAGCUUAAAAUUUUGGUUUUCAACCUUUAGAAAAUAAUGAUACAAUUGCUAUGCUUAUUGGAGAAGAUGAAGAAGGACCUUGUUUUCAAUAUUAAGAACUUUUAGAAAGACAAGUCUAAGCGUAAAUAUUAAAUUUUAUUUAUAUUUAGACAAUUUAAAGAAUAUGUUAAAAAUGGAAAUAAAAAUAAGCGAAAUAAAUGA
Paramecium sonneborni is the source of this 1698-nucleotide messenger RNA. The record is from the annotation of a GenBank genome assembly. NCBI's taxonomy places the organism in Eukaryota, Ciliophora, Oligohymenophorea, Peniculida, Parameciidae.